AUGGCGUCCCUAACAAAAUGGCGCCUGCUUAUAUUGUGCUAUUCGUUUUUGUUUAUAGAUAUGGCAAUGUCUUCCCAGGAGGUUAUGGAAAAGCUCACUGCGGGCUUUACAAAAGCGUUAGAGGAAUGUAAGAAAGAGUUAAAUCUGGGUGGACACAUAAUGCAAGACUUCAUGAACUACUGGCGGGAGGAGUAUGAGCUGUUGAAUCGUGAUCUGGGCUGCGCUAUCAUGUGCAUGGCAUCUAAGCAUGACCUCAUUACUGACGAUUUAAAAUUGCAUCAUGGAAAAGCGCAUGAGUUCGCUAAAACUCAUGGAGCAGACGACGACUUAGCCAAGCAGUUAGUGACGAUGAUACACGACUGCGAAAAUAAUCAGCCAGAGAGCAGUGACGAUUGCAUGAGAGCCCUGGAAAUCAGCAAGUGCUUCCGGAAGAAGAUCCACGACUUGAAGUGGGCUCCUUCUAUGGAAACAGUACUGGAGGAGAUUAUGGCUGAUAUAUAGGUUUAAUGCCCAAACGUUGACCUUGGCUCUUCAAAUGGGCUAAAAUGGAUAACAAAUGAAGAAUCAGUCUUCUCAAUAUUAUUAUACCUGAUGCCAAUAUAAUAUUUAACUUUUUUACAGCUGCCCAGAAUAGGAACCGCUAGUGACAUUGGCUAUUAAAUUUUUAACAGGCAAUCAGAUCAGUAGAAAUGUCUAACAUUUUGAAUAAACAAAGCCUCCACUGUUACAUACUCGAAGAUAAGUUUAAUCUAAUGGUGUAAAUUGAAAUUUAAAUAGAAGUAGAAACUAUGGCGUGCUUAAGCUUAUUCUAAGCUAAGCUUUCUAAGCUUAUAUAAUAUUAUAAAACUUAAAGACGUCAAUAAAAGCUAUCCGUUUUAGCCCUGUUUAAUUAUAACGCUUCUCCCAAAAACUGGUCAGUAUGCCCCUAUUGAACUUUAGCUAUUAAGUGGUACGGUGGUAAGAGGUUAAUAAACUUUUGUUCAUCUUA
Pieris rapae (cabbage white) is the source of this 988-nucleotide messenger RNA. RefSeq names its product general odorant-binding protein 1-like. Gene Ontology annotation, molecular function: odorant binding. The transcript has 3 exons. The coding region runs from base 1 to 501 and encodes 166 amino acids. The record is from RefSeq and is a predicted model, not a curated record. Lineage: Eukaryota; Metazoa; Arthropoda; Insecta; Lepidoptera; Pieridae.